Molecule: messenger RNA, 2277 nt
Organism: Parnassius mnemosyne (clouded apollo)
Lineage: Eukaryota; Metazoa; Arthropoda; Insecta; Lepidoptera; Papilionidae
Source: the annotation of a GenBank genome assembly
AUGGGGUGCAGUGCGAGAUACUGUUUACUGGCUCUGUCCUUGUGCCUAGUGACUGAACAGGCCUUAGGUGUUAGAGUAAUGCCCAAACGGAAGAAAGAAGCAGGUAACGUCCCAGACGAUCAGUCAACAUCAGCGUCAUGGUGGCAAGCAGGCACAGCGACGCCCUUCCAUGAGAGCAGCAGUGGCGCAUUUUCUUCAACGCAUGGCAUCGUUCAGACACAUCCAUCGCUAAAUGACGGAUAUUCCUUUGGAAACAUUGCUAAUACGGUCGGAGCUUCAUCUAACCCUUUCGUCCAAACAAGUGGCAGCGGUCCGCUUAGUGGCAGUUUUCGCAACAAUCCGCUACCACCGCUUUCUAAGAACUCGAACGGGAAAACGUCAUUCAAGCACUUGGAUUUCACGAGCAGUGCAACUGCUGAGCUAAGAAGGAAUCCAGCACUAUCCGCUCCUGAUGAAUGUGCGCGAGCUUGCAGAGAGGGAGAGCCGCCGAGAAUCUGCUACUACCAUUUCACUCUUGAGCUGUACACUGUUUUGGGCGCGGCUUGCCAAGUUUGCACACCUAAUGCCACAAACGUAGUCUGGUCUCACUGUCAAUGUGUGUUGGCCGAUGGUGUGGAGCGAGGUAUCCUUACAGCAAACAGAAUGAUUCCUGGACCAUCCAUUCAAGUAUGUGAAAAUGACAAAGUGGUAAUUGAUGUUGAGAAUCAUAUGGAAGGUAUGGAAGUGACCAUUCACUGGCACGGUAUCUGGCAAAGGGGAUCCCAAUAUUAUGAUGGAGUACCAUUUGUAACGCAAUGUCCUAUUCAACAAGGAAAUACAUUCAGAUAUCAAUGGCAAGGUAACGCAGGUACUCACUUUUGGCACGCACAUACUGGUCUUCAGAAAUUAGACGGUUUAUAUGGAAGUAUUGUUGUACGUCAACCUCCAUCCAAAGAUCCCAACAGUCACCUUUACGACUAUGAUUUGACUACACAUGUCAUGUUACUAAGCGACUGGCUUCAUGAAGAUGCUGCCGAAAGAUACCCGGGUCGCCUUGCCGUCAACACCGGUCAAGAUCCUGAAUCAGUAUUGAUUAACGGCAAAGGACAGUUUAGAGAUCCCAACACUGGUUUCAUGACAAACACACCGUUAGAAGUUUUCACUAUUACUCCGGGAAGGAGAUACAGGUUCAGGAUGAUCAACGCUUUUGCUUCAGUUUGUCCAGCUCAGCUUACAAUCGAAGGCCAUAACCUCACAGUUAUUGCGACAGAUGGGGAACCCGUGCAACCGGUACAAGUCAACACUAUUAUAUCUUUCUCUGGUGAACGAUACGACUUUAUCAUAGUCGCAGAUAAUAACCCUGGCGCGUACUGGAUCCAAGUACGAGGUCUUGGAGAAUGUGGCGUAAAGCGAGCACAACAAUUAGGAAUACUCCGGUAUGCUAGGGGUCCAUAUCAACCUUCCACGCCAGCGCCUACGUAUGAUGUGGGACUCCCACAAGGAGUGGUUAUGAACCCAUUGGACGCAAGAUGUAAUAUACCCAGAACCGACGCCAUUUGCGUCAGUCAACUGAAAAACGCCAAGCAUAUCGACCCUGCAAUACUCCAGGAUAGGCCUGACGUAAAGAUUUUCUUACCAUUCCGAUUCUUUGUUUAUAGACCAGAGAUGUUGUUCCAACCGAAUACUUAUAAUCGAUUUUUAGUGGCACCGCAAGGAGAUCACGUUAUCAGUUUAAUAGACGAAAUAUCGUAUAUGUCCCCACCGGCCCCUCUUAUAAGUCAAUAUGAUGAUAUUAAUCCUGAACAAUUCUGCAAUGGCGACAACAGGCCAGCUGAUUGCGGACAAAAUUGCAUGUGCACUCACAAGGUUGACAUACCGCUCAACGCAGUUGUAGAAAUUGUACUAGUAGACGAAGUUCAAAUUGUGAAUUUAUCCCAUCCGUUCCACUUGCACGGUUACUCUUACAACGUGAUUGGUAUUGGACGGUCGCCCGACCAGAACGUCAAGAAAAUUAACUUGAAACACGCCCUCGACCUCGACCGACGAGGAUUACUCCAACGUCACUUGAAACAAGGAGAUUUGCCGCCAGCGAAAGACACCCUUGCCGUUCCCAAUAAUGGCUACGUUAUCUUACGAUUUAGGGCUAACAAUCCUGGUUUUUGGCUCCUUCAUUGCCACUUCCUCUUCCACAUCGUUAUCGGCAUGAAUGUCGUGCUACAAGUUGGCACCCAAGCCGAUCUGCCUCCUGUACCUCCCAACUUCCCGACAUGCGGAGACCAUCUCCCUCCUAUCAAUUAA